Molecule: messenger RNA, 1712 nt
Organism: Aspergillus welwitschiae
Lineage: Eukaryota; Fungi; Ascomycota; Eurotiomycetes; Eurotiales; Aspergillaceae
Product: DUF409 domain protein
Exons: 3
Coding region: 72-1481 (469 amino acids)
Biological process (GO): GPI anchor biosynthetic process
Cellular component (GO): endoplasmic reticulum membrane; mannosyltransferase complex
Molecular function (GO): alpha-1,6-mannosyltransferase activity; GPI mannosyltransferase activity
Source: RefSeq, a predicted model, not a curated record
CCUCGAGGAGUUCAACCUUCUAUGACCAGCAAUGAAAACGAACUGGGAUAAAGCGAGAUAGUUAGUGGAACAUGUCGUGGAUUACACGAAGCUCCAUCCGUCAUCCCUAUCGGUCUUUAUUUUCCGUCUUUCUUCUCUGGAAGGCCUCAUUGCUUCUCCUAGCCAUCUUAACUCCCGGGUCCGGGUACGACACCUCCACGACUUUAUUCCCCUGGCACAGGAACACCGAUGAAAUAGAAGGGCUUGUACCAUCCAUCUUGAGGCGCAUAUCUACCAAGCUGACGAGAUGGGAUUCCAUCUAUUUCAAUGAGGCGGCCAGACGUGGCCAUCUCUUCGAGCAAGAAUGGGCGUUCAGUUAUGCGUUCUCCAGGUUCAUUAAUCUGUUGGCCAGUGGCUUUGCACAUACAGGUGCUCUCCCGUAUGAAAUCAAAGAGAGUGUACUGGGUAUCACCAUUUCCCACGCAGCUCAUGCCACCUCGGUGGUAGUUCUAUAUCAUCUGGCAUGCACUAUAUUUCCUGGGACCCAGGGACGCAAGCUGGCUUUUAUCGCAUCAUGCUUGCACAUUAUUUCGCCUGCUGGACUUUUCCUAUCAGCUCCCUGCACGGAGAGCACUUAUUCUCUCCUAAGCUUCACAGGCACUCUUCUUUUUGCUCAAAGUUUUGGUGCCCGCGGCAUCUCCACCAGCAUCAAAGAUAGUUUUCUAGUGCUUGCGGGUAUCCUGUACGGCUUAUCCACUGCUGUUCGUGGAAAUGGUCUGCUCAAUGGCAUCCUCCUUCUCGAGGAAGCAUGUCGGGUCUUGUAUUCGUUAACGCAGGCUUUCAGCUUUGCCAAGUUACGCCGCCUGGUCGCGGUCGGUUGCGGAGGUAUCUGCACCGGGGUUGGGUUUGUAUUACCGCAAUAUGUUGCCUACCAGCAGUUCUGUAGUACACACACUGCCACCAACGAAGACUCGUCAAGAGAAUGGUGCCAUCGAACUCUUCCCAGUAUUUACAGCUUCGUACAAGACCAUUACUGGGACAAUGGCUUUCUUCGUUAUUGGACCUUGUCCAACGUGCCGUUAUUCGCAUUGGCCAGUCCAAUGUUGGCCAUCUUGGUGUGCUCUGCUUUCUGGACUCUCGGUGUGGGAUACAGCCGAAAGAAAAUGCCCACGAAUACAGCGCAGCAAGAGUUCCCGAACGGCAAACUGACAGGCCGUCUAUUGCGCAGCCUAGCGGCUCCUCAGAUUACCCUUGCUGUCAUGGUUUUUUUCUGCAAUCAUGUGCAGAUUAUCACACGAUUAGCCUCAGGUUAUCCUGUGUGGUAUAUAUGGACAGCGACUUUGAUUAUGAACAGGUACAUUGGUCCCUCAUCUGCAUCGAAGCGGCAGCUGGAGGAAAGGACCAAUGGUGCAAAUGGUUAUUGGCAGAUAAUUGUUCAGUACAUGGUGAUAUACGCUGCUGUGCAGGGCGUACUUUUCGCAGCGUUUCUACCUCCAGCCUAAGUCAGCACAGGUGAAGACAAUGUAUAAAACUAAUACGGGUGUAUAGCAAUUCAGGGUCAGAGGCCGGCUAUAUGAUACCAAUAUCGUCUCUUAGCAAAUUAACAUUUUCUCAUUCUCCACUACAGCAACACGAGCAUCAUGGCAGACGUUGAGCUACAUUGACGUUACGACGCAGAAGAGAUGAUCAAUGAUCGGGUCAGUCUCUGAUUGUUCAUAUCAUCUAGAUAGAUA